AUGCCAGGAGAGACAAGGACACCCAGAAUCGUAGUCGCCUCGACAGUGGGACUGGCAUUGCCGAGGAGCCUGAGGCAUCUUAAGAACUUGAAAGGAAGUAUUGCUCUAAAGAGCUUUUAUUUCAUCCGUAAAUCGUUUACAUGGAAGAUCCACAUUAAUCUGAGCCCAAGACGCCGGAUACAGCGGCGGCUGUUAACCGGCUUGCUGGAGGUUUCAAGAGUUGGGGCGGUGCCUUCGAAAAGAGUGUUGCAGAAGCUAGUGGCUCCGCGGACUGGGGUUGGACUCACAGUUGCGGACCCAAAACCCUUCCUUGGUCCAGCUGACCGGGAUGCUAGCGAAGAGGCCUUCCACAGCGGCUGCCCCUUUUCUCCGGGUUACGUUGGCAAUUACAGCAGAGCCUUAGUCACUUCGGGUAACCUCGCCGCUGCGGGUGGCCUAGCCCUUUUCAGUCGGGUGUCUGUCCGCCAAGGUUCGGAAAUUUCCACAUUCUUCUUCGUCCUCGAUCCACAGGUGGGACCCUCAUUGACGCCCGACCUGGACACAGCUUGCGAGCAAAGAUCCCAGGCACAAUGUUCUGCACAACUGUUGCUUAGCACUGCCCCAAAGGCGGGGCUGCCAGUGAAAAAUGAAGAUUCCAUCCGACAGGACCUGAGAAAAAGUGUCAGGAGCAGCAGCCAUGUUCACCCGGUUCACCACAUUUCCUCCCCAAGAACGGACCCUUUGCUGAGCUACCACCAAUUGACACCGUUUUGCCUUUUAACGGGUUCUAUGAUAUUUUUAAUUGUUUUCUCCGGAGCCUUGAGAUAGCACCAUCAACAAUGAACUGACGAACUUCCAAGAGUGCGGGGGGGGGGGGGGGGGAGGUUAAAGAAAAGCAGGGACUGUCCUGGGCUCUAGCGGAAGGGGAGUCAGGGCUCUAAGAUGGGCAUUCUCCGAAGUGCGAGGCGUUGCUUGCUCCACCUUCUCUGGGGUGGCCUGCAAGUGGGGAGGAAAAACCCAGGAAAUGUGUGCAUCAAGUUUGCUUACAAAGAGAGAAGCUGUAUUCUUCUUGACCCUUUAUCAGAUUGUUCCUGGUGGAAGGUAGACUGAGUUGAGUUGGCCACUCAUUCCUUGUUAGCUUGGUCAGUUUGCAGGAUCUCCCUUUUAAAUCUAUCUUACCUCUAAAUAUUCUGAAAGUCUGCUUUGCCCUAAUAAACGCGAGAAAGAGGAAAGAAACAAACAACCUUUGAUGGGUCUUUCAAAUAUUCACAGCGGCAAGCGCUCCUAUGACUGAUGAAGAACUAUGCAGAGAAUUCUCAGUUAUAAACGUAGCUAUGUCAUGGAGCUUUGUCUGUCUGUUUAUAAAUAUGCGUUUUAGGAGCCCCAAAUUCCCUGAAAAACAUUCGGUGUCUUUUAAAUCAAAGACAUAUGAUACAAGCUCUCCAGCACUUGUAUACCAAUAGACUAGGUCCGAUUUAGGGGGAAACUUCUGUGUAGUCCGGGUCAACUGCAGCUUCGGAAGCCUUUUCCACCCCAUUACCCAAACCCACUUUUGACCGAAGUGGUUUCAGGGGUGGGGUCCAAGGUGUCACCCACCCACUUCAGAUCCCGGAAACCUCCUGAAAAUUCAAAUCUAUUACACGGAACCCCCUUGCGUUUUGUGACAUGUAACCACAUGAGCCCAUAACAGAGGCAACAGUUAAUGGCAAACUCCCAUAACGAAUGCAUAAUCUGCAGGUUUUGGCAAGAAGCUGGGUCUUUGGUUGCCAAGAGUUGCAUUAAAUAAAUUUUGAGGGGUUGAGAUAGAGUUUAUAGCAAUGACACAGCCCUAGCCAGUUGAGCAUUAAUAUUAAAUUUAGGAUACUAAUUAAGGCAAUAAUAAUUGAAUGGUUUCUGGAAAUCACAAAGAAGUGGAAUCGACUGGGAGGUCACUGCACCUGGGCUGCGCUGGCCUGAUGUUUUGGGACAUAACACCAAAUAUAGACUGAAAUACUUGGAUAAGUGCUCUCCUAUAUAUGUAGAACCAGCAUGCCACCCACUCAGUUUUUAAAAUUAGCUGCUACUUCUAGUUUUUGCACCAUCCUAACCCUUCCUGAUUUUUAACCACCUAAAGUAAGCGGUCAACUGGGAAGGGGGAAGAACCAGUUAAGUAUGAAGUAAGGUGGCUUUUUUUUUCCCUCUCAGCCCCAGCCUGUUAUUUCAAGCUUCCCACUUCACUUAACAGUUCUGCACAUACUUUGCACUUCACAAACCUUGUGAUCUAAAGUCAGGAUUCUCUUCCUUCUUUUUACUUAACCCAAUCUGUCAAAACUUUUUCUUAUCUGCUUUUUUUUUUCACGUUUGAAUUUUGAGGGUAGUGUAUCCACAGAGAUUAAGGGACAUUUCUUUUUUUUUAAGCCUGAAAGCAUGCCGGACAUCUCAGGAUUCCAGCCCUCUGGGAUCCCUGGGAGUUUCAUAGCCUUUGCAGGAGUCUCAGCACCUGCAGAGGACUUCAGGGUGGAGGACCAAGAGAUCUGGAGAGGGGUAGGAGGAGUCUUUGGGCUAAGGCCUUGGCUGUUUGCUCCUCUGGUGAUUAAGAUCUGUCUGGUCGGCUAAAGCAUUCCUCUGCUUACAAACACGGAGAGGGAAUUUCGUGGAGAAGAUUGCUCCCUUCGCAUGUCACACCUAAUAUUGUUCCUGCAGCUGGCAGUCUCCCAUACAGACAUGUGAUUUGGGUGUUUUUGAAGUUUUGCUUGCUUUCCCUUUAAGGAAUGAAUAUCAAAAUAAAAUCAAGAGCUAAAGCUA
Molecule: messenger RNA, 2763 nt
Organism: Mus musculus (house mouse)
Lineage: Eukaryota; Metazoa; Chordata; Mammalia; Rodentia; Muridae
Product: predicted gene, 34298
Exons: 4
Coding region: 1-807 (268 amino acids)
Source: RefSeq, a predicted model, not a curated record